UUAAUUAAUUAAUCAAUUAAUGGAUAUGAUCAAGACUUUUUUUAUUUAUAGGAUUUAUCUACUUUAAAAUUAGCAUGUUAUAAUCCGAGUAACCAGGACAAAGUUGCGAAUCGAGCAGGACUGUGAAAAGAAAAGGCGCAUUUAUUUAGAAUUGACAUGCGGAGCAUCCCCGCACCAAUCCGGCUGGGUGUCCCACCUGUGAGCAAACACCCACCCACCCACACACACACACACACAAACAAGCACGCAUACACACAGACACUCAGGUUCCCACAGCAUUCACGUGCGCGGACACACCAGGCUUUCCUAUCAGCUCCUGUGGCCUCGGCGCAGAACAAGGGCGCCUUUCAGUCCAUCAUACAGCUGCACAUGGCCGAGACACACUGGCUCACUGUUAGAGCAGAACUGAUAGAUAAAGAGGCUAAAAAAGAGGUAAGGUGGAGUGAAAGCGAGCGAAGUGCAGCAUGUGAAAUGUGAAAUGCAGUAGACAGAGAGCACAGGCUAAACAAGCAGAGGCAAGCCGUGGUUUCCUAACAAGUCGAUUUUAGGCUGGUCUACCUGUACCCUCAGGGGCUAGGAAAAAAUACCCGUUCUCAUAAUAUAUGAGUCUCUCUAUAGCAGAUAUGCCAACACUCAUCAACACUCAUCGAGUUUUGAUUGCUUACUCUUUUUUUCCCCACUCUUACCCCUUCACUACCCUCUUCUAAUUGUCUUUUUCAAUGAUGUUUAAUUCACAUUGCUCACUCUGCCGUGUUUCACAAGAACUCUCUAGUCACCCACUGGCUUUGUCUCUAGCAGUCCUGCCCUCCCUCUUUCACACAUGCACACACACACACACACAAUCACACACACAUACUAAUGCACAUGACAGUUCCUUUAUCUCUCAGAGCCAGUGCUUGUAGGGGACUUGUGUGUAUUGACCAGUUUUGGCUUGCUGCUCAUUUUGGAAGAUUCCCUUCUUGACACACUUUAUUUCGCUGACAGUCUUUCACCAUUCUGAACUUGUCGUCGCUCGAGUGGGAGUUUUUCUUCUUCUUUUUUUUUUCUUUUUUCUUCUUGUGGUCGGUUGGUUUGUUUUCGCUCUGCUGUUUACUCAAUUAGGUAGAGGUGUGGUAGAGAGCGAGAAAGAAAUCGUGCAGCUGCUAGUGUACAGGUCUGGUGCUCUGGGUGCUACUGAACAGGACUGAGAAGAUCCUCUCAGGCAGAGAGAGAGAGAGAGAGAGCAAGAGAAAGAGAAAGAGAGAGAGAGAGAGAGAGAAAGAGAAAGAGAGAGAGAGAGAGAGAGGUUGGACCCAGCGUCUCUGUUGUGGGCAUAAACAGAGUGUGACAAGCCAACCGAUCGACAGCACAGCCUCAUGGGAAAGUAGGGCCCCAGGACUUGUGAACAGAUGCCCAUACGCAUCCAGAAAAUCAGCGCAGGAGUUCAGAACAGAGAAGAUCAUCCAUAUGCCAUGAUUCGAAAAGAAAAAAAAAGCAGGAAGUCACGCCAGGAAGGAGGAAGCAUGAAGAAGACCAGGAGGCCGGUACAGAGAAGGAUGACCUGUCCGAGUCCUCAGGAGAUCAGCCGGGCGCUACAGAGCCCUACUAUACCUGCGAGUGCUCGUGCUGCCAGUCUGGACGAGCUCAUCCAGCGCUGUCUGCACUGCUUCGACUCUGAAGGGAAAUUAAUCCGAGGUAUGCAGCUGGUCAAUAUGACUCUGAUGAUGCACAACUGGGUUGUACCGUCACACAUCUUUGCCCAUAAACUGCUCUCUCUCUACAAGGACUGUCCUGCGGAGAAGAGACCCCAGAGAAGACCUCAGAUCUGCCAGUUCAUAAGGCACUGGAUAGCUCAUUAUCCUCUGAUGUUUGAGACGGAUCCGCUGUUGGAGGAGGUCAUGGGGGACAUGUGUGCUCUGGUCAGGGCUGAAAAGGACACCCACUGCCAGCUGAUUGAUACUCCAUACCCUAAUCCUCCUACGGACAUCUGCCUGGCUCCCUCACCCUCAGUGAAGAAGAGGAAGGUGUCUCUGCUGUUUGACCACAUGGAGGCUGACCAGAUGGCCGAGCACCUCAGUUACCUGGAGUUCAAAAACUUCUGCAGCGUUUCAUUCCUGGAUUACCGGAGCUACAUGGUGCACGGCUCGGUGAGGAAUAACCCGGCUCUGGAACGCUCUGUCAUGCUGUGUAACGGUGUCUCGCAGUGGGUCCAGCUCAUGAUCCUCAACAGACACACUCCACAGCAAAGGGCUGAAGUCUUCACAAAAUUCAUUCAUGUAGCACAGAAACUAAGGUCCCUGCAGAAUUUCAACACUCUGAUGGCAGUCAUAGGCGGUCUGUGUCACAGUUCCAUCUCCCGACUCAAGGACACGGCCAGUCUACUCUCCUCUGACAUCACCAAGGCGCUGAGCGAGCUCACAGAGUUGCUCUCCUCCUACAGUAACUACAAUAACUACAGACGAGUGUACAAUGAGUGUAGCGGUUUUAAAGUGCCUAUCCUGGGUGUGCACCUUAAAGACCUUAUCUCUCUGAAUGAGGCACUGCCUGACUACCUGGAGGGUGACAAGAUCAACCUGGGAAAGCUACAGCACCUGUUCAGUAACAUCAGCGAACUGCUGGCCAUCCACAAGUGCAAGCCACCGUUCGAGGCCAACAAAGACCUGCUGCACCUGCUAACGCUUUCCCUGGACCUGUACUACACCGAAGACCAGAUCUACGAGCUCUCCUACGCCAAGGAACCCAAGAAUCCCAAAAUACAGCCUGUAACCCCAGUGAAGCCCCCUGUGGUUGCCGAAUGGGGGUCAGGGGUGACUCCACGCCUCGACCCGGACACCAUCUCUAAACACGUCAAACAGAUGGUGGACUCGAUCAUGAAGAAUUAUGAUCUGAACAUGGAUGGCUACAUCUCUCUGGAGGACUUUGAGAAGAUAGCUGCUAAUUUUCCUUUUUCCUACUGUACUCAUGAAAGUGACAGGGAAGGAAAAAUUAGCAAAGAGGAGAUCACGUCCUAUUUCAUGCGAGGGAUGUCAGUAUGUGCUAAGCUGGGCUUCAACCUCCACAACCUGCACAACUUCCAUGAGAUGACGUACAAGAGGCCCACCUUCUGCGACACCUGCCGAGGAUUUCUAUGGGGAGUCAUAAAGCAAGGAUACCACUGCAAAGACUGUGGGGUAAACUGUCAUAAGCACUGUAAAGACCUGGUGGCAAUGGAGUGUAUGAAGUUCCAGGUUUCCGGAGGCUCCUGUCCCUGCACUCCAGGUCCAGGAUCCGGGAUAAGGACAAAGGGAAGCUGGGGUUGUGAGGAAGAAACAUUUGUGUUUCCUCAUGGAAAUGGACCUGACCACUCCAAGAGUCACGGCACACCGCAGAGCAUAGCCGAGAACGCCUCGCUGUCGGACCGCUCCACUCAGACAGACCCAGGAGUAUGGACACCAGUGGCAAACCGCAAAGACCUGCACCAUUCCAAAACUCCUUCAGCCACUGAGAAGGUACGAAAAAGAUGUCCACACUGGGAAACGUGGAUUUCAACUUUACAGAUGUCUGGAGUUCCUGAAAUUUCGACUGGUGGGCUGAAGAGCAUGAAGGGAAAAUUAUUGCUGCAUAAUGCGAUAAUAUUAUGGACUAGGGGGUGUAAGGUUAUGACACUAUCUGUAUCUGUGUACAGAUUUAAACCUGAAGUGGACGUGGCAUAAACUGUAAGGGUUUUUUUUUUUUUUUUUCAGCCAGUGGGAAUAACUGGAAAGUUCAUGAUUAUUUUUUUUUUAAUCCCACUCGUGCAGUUAUUAUUUCCCUGUUUGUAUCUGCCUGUGAUAUUUCUAAUGAAUUUAAUUGGUUCUAUUUCCCAAAGUAUAAACAAACUAGAAGCCAGUGUAAACCACUGUAACCCGGACCAGGCAGCUACUAAGGAUUAAUGAAUAAACCUUGCAAAUGCAUCAUGCAGCAACUCCCGUUCAUGCUGAUGAACAUUGUCUUUCUUUAUCGCACAUGCUUUAUACCUGACUGCUCACUCACACCUGCAGGCUUCGUAUCUGACCACUUGCUCACGCCCGAGAGAUUCCUAACUAAAUCAAAUGAACAACCUCCUGCUCGCAGACCCUUUUUCCUGCGUCCCUGCGUCCCUCUAGACUCAACCAGAAGCCCUGGCAAGCUUUCUCAUAAAAAUUAGUGUCAAAAAUAAACACGAACACCGUGACUCCUAUUAGUAUCUGUAGUUAUAUCCGUUUAGAACACAUGAUCUGUUCAUUCUGAAUAAUAUAUUCAGUUACAUCCCUGUUAUAGAUGCAGGAGUAAGAGAAACCCAGUUUAAGGUUUGGGUUUAAGAUAAAGUAACCGGUUUUAAUAAACCGGCUAAUUUUAACCUGCCUUUCAAAAGGUAGUUGUGCAAAAAAGUUCCUAUUUAUUGAUUUGGGUUGUUUGUGUACACUGUGAUUUAUACCAUCCUGUAUGUGUGUGUGUGUGUGUGUGUGUGUGUGUGUGUGUGUGUGUGUGUGUGUGUGUGUGCGCACAUAUUACUCUUACUCUACAGUAAAAGUACCUUGUAUGUAGUUUUGUGUAUAGAGUACGUUUGUGGUUUUAUAUUUUCUCCAGUUGUACCGUCACUGUUGCAUACCGAAACAAACUAAAUAUACACCCACUGGCCACUUUAUUAGGAACACCUGUACAUUCAUGCCAAGACGGAUAUAGUAACUCUUAUUAAUCACUCUUUACAACCGUGGUGAGCAGAAAAGCAUCUCAGCAUGCACAAAACAUCAAAUCUUGAGGUGAAUGGGCCACAACAGCAGAAGACCGCAUUUGGUUCCACUCCUGUCAGGAAAGAACAGGAAUCUGAGGCUACCAUGGGCUAUCACCUGGUCUUUUUCUAAUGUUCAACUGUCCAGUUUCAGUGUCUUUGUGCCCAUUAUAGCUUCAGAUUCUUGCUCGAUUUGAAGCUUCUGUUGAGUUUUCUGGCCCUGAAAUUGCCUCCUUACCCAGAUAACAGGCAGAUAAUGUGCUGGCCAUUUAUCUUUUUUUAAACAGAUCAGAUGAAGCUACUUAACAAAAGUUUUUUUUUCAUUCUAAAUGCAGGCAGCAGAGAGCUAAAAAAAAAAAAAUGACAAACCUCGUCUUUAAAAUCACCUCUCUUGUCCUGUAUUGUUCCAGAGUGCCACACUGCCAAUCAGAAUGAGAGGCUCAUCUGCACCCAGCUCUUUCCUCCAGGAGAAAAUGGAGGAGCUCCAGUUAAACAAAGACAAACGCAAGGAGCCAGACUGAACCCCGGUGCAUGGCCAAGACAGAAAAAGACUGCGCCUCAAUUUAGUAUUUGGGAAUAGACUGUUUAAACACAUUGAACACAUUUCAUUACAUGUAACAAAGAACCGAACUGUGCACACACCUUCUACAGAUGCAUUAAUGUUACGAAAACUUGAGUGGAAACCAUCGUGAUAUCAGCCUACACCUUCAGAGCCAUUUUGGACGAGAACAGAACCGAGAGAUAAUCACCAGCAUCCACUGCCAAUAUAUAUGAAUAUUAAUGAAUAUUUCUACAGAAGCAUCCAAAGUUGGACUAUCAGAGUACUGCUUUCACCACUACUGCCUGCGUGUAAGAGUUAAGGACUUUCCUAUGCACCUCUACACCACCCGCACGAUUAAACCACAGGGAGAAAAAAAAAAAAAAAGGUGCUUACUGCCACAGCUGUGUUCAUGUGUACCAAAAAAGCUUGACAUUUAGCCUUUUGUGUUCACACUGACGCCUGUGUUUUGUACUGUGAAUUACAUCGAGAUGUGUUGAGGAUGUCGUCUGUGUCUCGUGUCAUAGGAAUGUAAAUCGCUCUGGCUUGCCAAAAGUCCAUGUCGGCUGGUGCUGUACUCCCAUAAUGCAUCACUUUCCCUCAGAGUAGGGAAGAAGGCUACUGAAUACACUUAGCCAGUGGGGAAUGCAGGAAAUGAACACUGUGGACUCAGUGUUUGUUUGUUUGUUUGUUUUUUAAAUGUUUCCUCUAACAACAUUCCACCGAAUGUAUGUUUCCAACUUGAAUGUGUGUCUUACUAAAUCCUGAACUUAGGCUGUAAAUAUUUAUUUAUUGAGAAUGUAUUAAUAUGAAUCUACAGUAUUUUUCACCUUAGAGCACUGCCAGAUUUCUGGUCAUGACUGUGGAGGGGGAAUAAAAAAAUAAAUAAAAAAUAAAGACAUUUGUUUUACUA
Messenger RNA from Ictalurus furcatus (blue catfish), 6159 nucleotides. RefSeq names its product RAS guanyl releasing protein 4 (gene rasgrp4). The coding region runs from base 1389 to 3671 and encodes 760 amino acids. Gene Ontology annotation, biological process: positive regulation of GTPase activity; Ras protein signal transduction. NCBI's taxonomy places the organism in Eukaryota, Metazoa, Chordata, Actinopteri, Siluriformes, Ictaluridae. The record is from RefSeq and is a predicted model, not a curated record. Gene Ontology annotation, cellular component: plasma membrane. The transcript has 16 exons. Gene Ontology annotation, molecular function: guanyl-nucleotide exchange factor activity; calcium ion binding.